AUGGGUAAAAUCAAGCUGGUAGAUGGGAAUCCUUACUGUGAGGCUGAUUAUCAUUCCCAGUUUGGAAUCAAAUGUGAACGCUGCACAAAAUUUAUUACUGGCAGAGUAUUGGAGGCGGGAGAAAAACAUUAUCAUCCAGACUGUGCAAGAUGUGUCAGGUGCGAGGAGAUGUUUGCAGAAGGUGAAGAAAUGUAUCUGCAAGGUACUUUAAUCUGGCAUCCAGUCUGUAAGCAAGCUGCCAGGGCAGAAGAAAAACAAAAGGUUACUCGUACAUCUUCUGAGAGCAUCACAUCUGUUCCAGCCUCAAGUACUUCAGGAUCCCCAAGCCGUAUAAUAUUUGCCAAGCUAGAUGAUGAGAUUCUUGACUACAGGGAUUUGGCUGCUCUUCCCAAAGUCAAGGCCAUUUACAACAUUGAUCGUCCUGACAUGAUCUCCUAUGCGCCGUACAUCAAUUACUCUUCCAUUGACAGGCAUAGAAUGGGGGAGCCUCCUCGACUGCAUUAUUCAACACAACCUGAGGACGAACAGGAAGGACCGCGGCAACGUAGAGCUUCCAGUCCUGGAUCCUUUGCGUCUCUUGGCUAUGGACGCUACACACCAACAUGGUCUCGUUCACCACAACAUUUCCACAGACCAGUGCUCACCUCUGGUGGUAUUCAUUCCCUGCAUACUGGUAGUUACAGCUCCUUGUCUACACACUCCAGCCUUCCGUCCUCCCUCACACCUAACUAUGUUCCAUAUUUUAAAGGCAGUGAAAGUCGCUGGAGCACUCCCAGCUUAUCCAUGAACCUAGACAGCAAAUCUUAUGUCCAGGCUCCCAGACAUUUCCAUGUUCCAGAAACCGAGGGGAAAGCAGAUAACAUCUACAGAAAGCCUCCUGUCUACAGACAACAUGUAGGUGAAUGGCAAAGCAGAGGAUUUUGGAUUGAAGACAGCGAUGAAGGCGGCGGACCGGUUUACUGGGAUCAAGAUGACAAAAAAGUGAAGCCGAGUUCAUUGAAGGGCCAGGUGGAGAUUGCAGAUAACUCUCAAGACCUGGACCCUAAAUCAUCAUCUCGAAGCCCUGCUGCUGAUAGAGAACCACUACAAAGAUCCAACAGCGAAUCACUCUUUCAAACAAGAAUUCCUCACUCCAAAUCAGCAUCCCUGCCAGGUUAUGGAAAAAAUAAGUCACACAAGGCUUCAGAGUUUGAAUCAACUCCUGACACCAGCUGGGGAAUGAGAGGUAAGCAACUAUUGCCAUAGUUGUAACACAUUGAAAUCCAUAAAUAGAGCAAAUAGGAUUAUUUUAGUAAUCUGUUCUAUUGUACUCUUGUUUUUACAGAAUACAAGGUAAGAAGUUAACCUCUCCUCUUAAGUCCCCAGUUUUCAUCCACCAGCUGCAUCUGACCAGGUUAUGAUCUUGGUUUUUCUUCAAUCAUGUUUAAUUCAAUAAUGUAUUGUAUUGCGGAAGUGUUUAACAUGGACAUGCUGGGCCCCAGAAAGGCAAAGGACAAGAUAUUGAUUCCCACACAAUGACCUAUUGAUGUCACCAGUGUUAUCAAAGAGGUCCAAACGUAAAUGAAUGUCCCCAGACUCAGGAAGAAGAUCAGAAAAAGCUAUCUUUUUACCGCUGUUUGGCAAUUUCCGAUUAACGGUUGUGGCUGAAAAAAAAAGAAAAUAUACAAAAUAGCUUCACCUCUUACCAAAACAAAAUUGCAGAAGUAAUGAUUUUAAAAAUGUCCUCAUUGUCCAACUGACACAUCUUACUUUUCCACCUCUAUGACCUUUCCCUACACUUUUCAACAUCAUAGUUGACCUUCGACCUUAUUUACAUUGCCUAAAUCCCUUCUCUCCCACCUUUUAUCACAGCUACCCGUACUGGCAAACACCCACAUUCUCUCUCAUCCAUGUUGCUCCCAUCUAUUCUUUUCCUUUAUUCCUGUUUUGAUUAUUGUUUGAUUUUUUUUCUCUAUUAUCUGCUGCUCCUUUUGCCAUUCCCCAAAAUAUCUCAUUGAUAUUGUUAUCACUGCCACCCCGCAUACAAUCUCUGAUUUCAUCCCUGAGCCUCUACCCUAAUGGUUUCCAUCAGUUCAUGAAUUUCAACCUCCACUCCAAUUCCCUUGCAUCCCCUCCUUUUAACAUUUCCAGAUUAUCUCCAGACACUCCCCAUCAUUUGUGGGAAAAUUUGUAGAGUUGAGAUUUUAAUCGGCAGAUUACAUUUAAUAUAGAGAUGUAAUCGGCAGUCACUAGAAACGAGCAUGACUGUCCUCUCCUCUCCAUAGGGUCGUCUAGUUGUGGGUCUGCAGAUGUCUGUAGAGGCCGUAGUAUAUAGAAAUGUAGUAAGCAACACACCAUUAAAGAAGUAAGUGGAGAAAUGAUAAGGUCAUUGGAGAAAUACCCCCCCAAAAAAAACAAGUAGGAAGUGAAAAAUGAAUCAGUCCAUGACAAGCCAAUGUCUUAUUUUGGCAAGAAUGAAAGCAACAUAUGAACAGCAAGAACUUGGUGUAAAUCUUUUUUUUUUAUAGUCUUAAAACUUGCCAGGUUCUAAACCUGGCAUUAGAAAUGGGGGAGAAAAUUGUGUUAAAUUAUCCAGUUGUUAAAUUACAUUUUACCUAUUGCAGAUUUACCCUUAUGAAAUGUUAGCUGUUACAAUGAAAGCUCGUAUCAAACUACCAAAGGAUGUGGACAGGACCAGGCUUGAGCGACAUUUGUCUCCAGAGGAAUUCUAUCGGGUAUUUGGAUUGACAAUAGAAGAAUUUAAUCGACUUGCAUUAUGGAAGCGUAAUGACAUGAAGAAAAAAGCACGGCUGUUUUAACUGGAAAUUAAUACAUACAUUUCAACAGGAAAAUUCCUCCUUGGCAAUCCUACUAAAAAAAAUAAAUGCCUCCGCUCAGAAAUGGAACAUCCAAUGUGUUAUAUCAUCAACCGAUGGAUUUUGAGAAUGUGUGGGCCUUGAAGUUAUGUUAACGCUAAUCUUGCAUGAAAAGCUAGGUAUUGCAGCCAUUAAGCUCUAAGCUUAGACUGUUGUUUGCUGAAGACAUGUAUAAAAUUGCCAUCUAUUUAAAUUAAAGUGUAAUAGAACUGCUUGUGAAAGGAGGGGGGGGGGGGGGAAUGGGAAAUUCAGAAUGUUAAUAUAUAAAAGUGUAUUUUAUUCUGGUGAAAAGAAAAGUGAAAAUCUCCGACCUGGCAAUAAUUUGUUAACAUCUCAUUAAUUGCUCCAGGUUUUUUUAACAAUCACUCUGGUACAAUAAUAUGUUAUUGCAAAUAGGCUAGUUGGUCGGGAGCAUACUUGAGAUCAAUUAUAGAAAUUAAUAUAGGUAUAAUUACUGCUUCUUGCUAAUACCUGUGGAAAAAUUGUGUGGUGGAAAGCAGGAGAUAAAACUAAGUUAGUACUGCACUUUAUUCAUAUAUACAAACAUAUACUCAAGAUUCUAACACCUUGUGCAAUUAUCUGGAUUGGUGUCCAUUAAUACACUAACAUUUUUGUAAAUGUGCAAUAUCUAUAACACUCACAAGAACUAAAUUUAAACCUGCUGCAGUGAAAUGCAACAAAACAUUAUGUCUGCAGUAGUUACAUGUUAGCCAGUCUUUGGUUAGAAGGCCCUUUUAUAAAUCUUGGGCCUAGAUAAUAUUUACAUUAGUGACAAAAUGGUAACAUUUCUGGUUUCAUUUAUUUUACAUAAUACUGGUGGAAUUUUCUGAGUCUAAUUUGAAGUUGUCAUAGAAUAACUAUAGGUUUCAAUUAAAUAUUAAGAAGAAAAAUAUUCAGGAUUAAUUCCACCAACAAAAAAAAACUCCCCAAAGUAAUAUUUAGGGCUCGAAAUUGAGUUGAGAAGCAUCAAUCUAAGCUAGAUGAAAAUGGGUUUCAAAAUGGAAGCACAUGCUUAUUCAUAUAAAUAUAGAAAAUAGGUACAAGAGUAGGCCAUUCGGCCCUUCGGGCCAGCACCGUGGCUGAUCAUCCAAAAUCAGUACCCCAUUCCUGUUUUCUCCCCAUAUCCCUUGAUUCCGUUAGCCCUAAGAGCUAUUAUCUCUCUCUCUAUAUUCAAUUGGAGGUAUUCUAGUUAUGAUAUUGGGUAAGGAGAAACAAAGGAUGUCAGAUACCCAUGGCAGGAACAUCUGCCGAGCUGCCUAACCCAAUAUCUGUGCAUAUCCUCACUGUGUCAUGAGAAAGCCAGCAAUAGUAGUUCCUGUACUUAGAAAACUAGCAACGUUGCUAUAUACGUGGCAUCAUUCUUUCACCAGGUUCAAGAACCCCAAUAUUGAUCAUCCUAUUCCUGACUGCUAAUGUUCUUUGUAGUGAUCCCUAUCUCCAUAUUCAAUCCUGUGAAAUGCUGUCUGCUGAUACGACUCACCCUCAGAUCUUUCACCCACUCUCGACCCCUUCCCUCACCCUCAGCUCUACAUCUUGCCCUCACCAAUAAUACUGUUUAAGGACUGCUAUUAUUUCAUGAUUAUACAUUAACAGAAUUGCUUCACUUCCUAUGAACUUCCCAUCCCCCUCUUCUGACAAAUUCUCAUAAUGUUUUUUUGUCAUUCUUUCUAAAAUCGCUUUAUGUGACUGUUAAAAUUCUAUUUAAACAACUCUUCUGCGAAGUAUUUCAGACAGUUUGCUUUGUUAAAGUUAUUACAUAAAUGCAAUGUUGUAUCUGCUUUCUGCAUUGGAAGUAGAACUAGUCAAUGGAUACUGGUGCUCUUUGCAAAUCAAGGACUGAUUGCUAAGCCAACAAAAUGUGGUCAUAGAUUCAUAGUCAUACAGCAUGGAAAACGGGCAGCAGGCUCAACUCAUCCAUGCAAACCAAGAUGCAUCAUUUAAGUUAGACUCAUUCGCUUGCAUUUGGCCUAUAUCCCUCUCAAAUCUUCCAAUACAUGUGCCUGUUCAAGUGUUUUUUUUAAAUGUUGUUAUUGUACCUUCCCAAACUACCUCCUCUGGUAGCUCAUUCCAUGUACCCACCACCGUCUGAACGAGAAAGUUUCCCCUCAGCUUCCUUUCAAAUCUUUCUACUAUCACGUUAACCUAUGUCCUCUGGGUCUUUAUUCUCCCUUGGCUAAAAGACUCUGUGCGUACACCCUACCUAGACCCCGCAUGAUUUUACACACCUCCCAAGAUCACCCCUAGCCUAUGCAAUCUCUCUCUAUAUUACUGGCCCUUCAGUCCUGGCAACAUCUUAAUACAUCUUCUCUGCACUCCUUCUAGCUCAAUUACCUCCUUCCUAUAACAAGGUGACCAAAACUGAACGCAAUACUCCAAAUGCAUCCUUGGCUACCUUUUGUAAAACUGUGACAUUACGUCCCAGCUUCUGAAGGGCCUGUCCCACUUGGGCGUCAUUUGCACGUAAUUUACGCGACAUCAAUUACGCGUCACGAUGCACGACGCAUGCGUCGGGCCGCGCACGUAAUGCGCGCAUGGUGCGUGGUGACGUAGGCAGUGACGGUUGCCACGGCUCCCCAGGAUUUUGGGCUGGACAAAACCUUCACUCGCCAUCUGCAUGAUGCGCAAAUGACGCUCAAGUAGGAGAGGCCCUUGACUGACGAAGGCCAAUGUACCAAAAGCCUUCUUUACCACCCUAUUUAUCUGUGACACAAUUUUCAGUAAACUGUGCUCGUGUAUUCCUAGAUCCCUCUGCUCUACAAGACUUCCUGAAGCCCUACCAUUCAUUGUGAAGGUCUUGCCCUGGUUUGACUUCUCAAAAUGCAACACCUCAUACUUAUCAGCAUUAAACUCAAUUAGCCAUUCUUCUGCCUACUUGCCCAGCUGAUCAAGAUUCUGUUGAAAUCUUCACUGUCUAUGAAACCUUUAGUGUAAUCUGCAAACUUAUCAUGCUUUAAAUUACUAAUCAUGCCUUGCACAUCCUCAUCUCCAGUGCCCCCCAUAAUGUUUGGGAUUAAGAACCAUCAUAUAUUUAUUUGUACUCCACAAUUUGAGAUUUGUAAUAGAAAAAAAAUCACGUGUGGUUAAAGUGCACAUUGUCAGAUUUUUUAUAAAUCCAUGUUUAUACAUUUUGGUUACACCAUGUAGAAAUUACAGCAGUGUUUAUACAUAGCCCCCCAUUUUAGGGCACCAUAAUGUUUGGGCCACAGCAACGUCAUGUAAAUGAAAGUAAUCAUGUUUAGUAUUUUGUUGCAUAUCCUUUGCAUGCAAUGACUGGUUGAAGUUUGCGAUUCAUGGACAUCACCAGUUGCUGGGACACAAAAAUGCUGGAGAAACCCAGCAGGUGCAGCAGCAUCUAUGGAGCGAAGGAAAUAGGUGACGUUUCGGGCCGAAACCCUUCUUCAGACGCCUAUUUCCUUCGCGCCAUAGAUGCUGCUGCACCCGCUGAGUUUCUCCAGCAUUUUUGUGUACCUUCGAUUUUCCAGCAUCUGCAGUUCCUUCUUGAACACCAGUUGCUGGGUGUCUUCCCUGGUGAUGCUGUGCCCGGCCUGAAUUGCAGCCAUUUUAACUUAUGCUUGUUUUGGGGGCUAGUCCGCUUCAGUUUUCUCUUCAGCAUAUAAAUUGGGUUCAGAUCAGGUGAUUGACUUAGCAACUCAAGAAUUGAUCAUUUUUUAGCUUUGUCCUUUGCGAUUAGUAAGCUCACCAGUGCUCUCUUUAUUCUUAAUGAUGUUCCAAACAGUUGAUUUUGGUAAGCCUAAGGUUUAGAAACAUAGAAAUUAGGUGCAGGAGUAGGCCAUUCGGCCCUUCGAGUCUGCACCGCCAUUCAAUAUGAUCAUGGCUGAUCAUCCAACUCAGUAUCCCGUACCUGCCUUCUCUCCAUACCCCCUGAUCCCCUUAACCACAAGGGCCACAUCUAACUCCCUCUUAAAUAUAGCCAAUGAACUGGCCUCGACUACCCUCUGUGGCAGAGAGCUCCAGAGAUUCACCACUCUCUGUGUGAAAAAAGUUCUUCUCAUCUCGGUUUUAAAGGAUUUACCCCUUAUCCUUAAGCUGUGACCCCUUGUCCUGGACUUCCCCAACAUCGGGAACAAUCUUGCAUCUAGCCUGUCCAACCCCUUAAGAAUUUAGUAAGUUUCUAUAAGAUCCCCUCUCAAUCUCCUAAAUUCUAGAGAGUAUAAACCAAGUCUAUCCAGUCUUUCUUCAUAAGACAGUCCUGACAUCCCAGGAAUCAGUCUGGUGAACCUUCUCUGCACUCCCUCUAUGGCAAUAAUGUCCUUCCUCAGAUUUGGAGACCAAACUGUACGCAAUACUCCAGGUGUGGUCUCACCAAGACCCUGUACAACUGCAGUAGAACCUCCCUGCUCUUAUACUCAAAUCCUUUUGCUAUGAAAGCUAACAUACCAUUCGCUUUCUUCACUGCCUGCUGCACCUGCAUGCCUACUUUCAAUGACUGGUGUACCAUGACACCCAGGUCUCGCUGCAUCUCCCCUUUUCCUAAUCGACCACCAUUUAGAUAAUAGUCUGCUUUCCUGUUUUUGCCACCAAAAUGGAUAACCUCACAUUUAUCCACAUUAUACUGCAUCUGCCAAACAUUUGCCCACUCACCCAGCCUAUCCAAGUCACCUUGCAGUCUCCUAGCAUCCUCCUCACAGCUAAAACUGCCCCCCUGCUUAGUGUCAUCCGCAAACUUGGAGAUAUUGCCUUCAAUUCCCUCAUCCAGAUCAUUAAUAUAUAUUGUAAAUAGCUGGGGUCCCAGCACUGAGCCUUGCGGUACCCCACUAGUCACUGCCUGCCAUUGUGAAAAGGACCCGUUUACCCCUACUCUUUGCUUCCUGUUUGCCAGUCAGUUCUCUAUCCACAUCAAUACUGAACCCCCAAUGCCGUGUGCUUUAAGUUUGUAUACUAAUCUCUUAUGUGGGACCUUGUCGAAAGCCUUCUGGAAGUCCAGAUACACCACAUCCACUGGUUCUCCCCUAUCCACGCUACAAGUUACAUCCUCGAAAAAAUUCUAUAAGAUUCGUCAGACAUGAUUUACCUUUCGUAAAUCCAUGCUGACUUUGUCCAAUGAUCAUCAAAGACCCCUCACACCCCAAGCAUGGACUGUUUGCCCUCCUCACAUCAGGGAGGCGGUACAGGAGCCUCAGGUCACGUACUAGUAGGAUGAGGAACAGCUUCUACAAUAAUACAAUCACAUUGCUGAACUCGGAGUCCCGCCGAUAGAUUUCUUCGGUCCCUCCGUUCCCAUUGUUUAAUUAUUCUGUAUUUUUUGAUUAUACUGUAUCUUCUCUCUUUCAAUUUUUUUUAUUUCUUUAUGCACUACUACUACGGACUGACGCAAAACUGCAUUUCGUUGUACUCAUACUUGUAUUUGUGCGAUGACAUUAAAGUUGAAUUGAAUUGAAUUGAAUUUCCAAAUGUGCUGCUAUCCCAUCUUUAAUAACUGACUAGCAGUUUCCCUACUAUCAAUGUUCGACUAACUGGUCUGUAAUUCCCUGCUUUCUCUCUCCCUCCCUUCUUAAAAAGUGGGGUUACGUUUGCUACCCGCCAAUCCUCAGGAACUACUCCAGAAUCUAAAGAGUUUUGAAAGAUUAUUACUAAUGCAUCCACUAUUUCUGGAGCUACUUCCUUAAGUACUCUGGGAUGCAGCCUAUCUGGCCCUGGGGAUUUAUCGGCCUUUAAUCCAUUCAAUUUACCCAACACCACUUCCCGACUAACCUGGAUUUCACUCAAUUCCUCCAACUCCUUUGACCCGCGGUCCCCUGCUAUUUCCGGCAGAUUAUUUAUGUCUUCCUUAGUGAAGACGGAACCAAAGUAGUUAUUCAAUUGGUCCGCCAUAUCCUUGUUCCCCAUGAUCAACUCACCUGUUUCUGACUGCAAGGGACCUACAUUUGUUUUAACUAAUCUCUUUCUUUUCACAUAUCUAUAAAAACUUUUGCAGUCAGUUUUUAUGUUCCCUGCCAGUUUUCUUUCAUAAUCUAUUUUUCCUUUCCUAAUUAAGCCCUUUGUCCUCCUCUGCUGGUCUCUGAAUUUCUCCCAGUCCUCCGGUAUGCUGCUUUUUCUGGCUAAUUUGUACGCAUCAUCCUUCGCUUUGAUACUAUCCCUGAUUUCCCUUGUUAUCCACGGAUGCACUACCUUCCCUGAUUUAUUCUUUUGCCAAACUGGGAUGAACAAUUUUUGUAGUUCAUCCAUGCAGUCUUUAAAUGUCUUCCAUUGCAUAUCCACCGUCAACCCCUUUAGAAUCAAUUGCCAGUCAAUCUUGGCCAAUUCACGUCUCAUACCCUCAAAGUUACCUUUCUUUAAGUUCAGAACCAUUGUCUCUGAAUUAACAAUGUCACUCUCCAUCCUAAUGAAGAACUCAACCAUAUUAUGGUCACUCUUGCCCAAGGGGGCACGUACAACAAGACUGCUAACUAACCCUUCCUCAUUACUCAAUACCCAGUCUAAAAUAGCCUGCUCUCUCGUUGGUUCCUCUACAUGUUGAUUUAGAUAACUAUCCCGCAUACAUUCCAAGAAAUCCUCUUCCUCAGCACCCUUUGGCUGAUGCCUAACAGUUUUAUUCUUGUUUCUCAGUCUCAUCAUGGCUUCUUUGACUUUUAUUGGCACAACUUUGGUCCUCAUUUUGAUAAACAGCAAUAAAAGUUUCCAAAGGUGAUGGAAAGACUGGAGGAAAGACUAGGUGCUGAGAGCUCUCUUAUACCUGCAUUAAGGAGGCAAUUAAACACACCUGAGCAAUUACAAACGGCUGUGAAGCCAUGCGUCCUAAAUAUUAUGAUUCCCUGAAAUGGGGGGGAUUAUGUAUAAACACAGCUGGUCCUUUCUACAUGGUGAAACCAAAAUGUAUAAAAAUACCCUUUAAUAAAAUUUGACAAUAUGCAUUUUAACCACAUGUGAUUUUUUUCCAAUUAUAAAUCUCAAAUUGUGGAGUACAGAGGCAAAUAAAUAAAUGAUGGGUCUUUGUCCGAAACAUUAUGGAGGGCACUGUAAGUCGCUGAUUUAAACCCAAACAGCAAUGGGCCCAGCACCAUUUCUUCUGGCACAUCAUUAUACUGUUCUCCAGACUACUGUUGGAAUCAGUUCAAAUUUGGCUACCUUAAUUCUGUACAUUGGGUUAAAGUUGAUUGAGAGACUUUUGCAUCUAAUUGUACGAUCUUGUAUCUAACUGUUACAUGUCUGAUCUGGCAGGGCUUGAUUCUGGCAGUGUGUGUCUGAUUUAGGAAAUAGCUCCAUGUACCAGUUGUAGUACCGCUUACAAAAACAGAUUGAGAGAUUUUUUUAAAUAAAUUAGUUAUGGGGAAUAGAUGGCCGCAAAUAAACGGGCCUUACAGCGCCAGAGACCCGGGUUCGAUCCUGACUACGGGUGCUGUCUGUACGGAGUUUGUAUGUUCUCCCCGUGACCUGCGUGUGUUUUCUCCGAGAUCUUCGGUUUCCUCCCACACUCCAAAGACUUGUAUGUUAUUUGGCGGUGUAUGUGUAAAUUGUCCCUCGUGUGUGUAGGAUAGUGUUAGUGUGCGAGGAUAACGUUAUUGGCUUGGUAUAAAUGUUUUUCUUAAAUUGACCCAAGUGUAUGUAGGGUCAUGUUAAUGUGCGGGGAUCACUGGUCGGUGCGGACUCGGUGGGCCGAAGGGCCUGUUUCCACGCUGCAUCUCUAAACUAAACUAAACAUUACGAAUUCUAUUGAAAUGCUCACGACUUUAUCCAAACUGCAAUAAAAUUAGUCUAUAUAUCACUUAUAUUUCAAAUAUGUGCACAAAAUCAAUUCAUUUAGAGAAUUGGAAACAAGUUACAUGAUUGUGACUGUUGCAUUUCACCACCUUCAAUUUUGGACAGGGAAGAUUGGAUUUGUAAUAAGUUAAUCAUUUAAAAGAUCAAGGUGAGUAGUCAGUAAUGGACAGGGUUAUAGGAUGGUGGUUGUGAGCGUUUUACGGCACUGGGCCUGCACUCUCUGGAGUUUAGAAGAAUGAGGGGGAGGGGGGGGACCUCAUUGAAACAUACCAAAUUGUGAAAGGCGAGUGGAUGUGGAGAGGAUGUUUCCACUAGUGGGAGAGUCUAGAACUCAAUGUCAUAGACUCAGAAUUAAAGGACGUUCCUUUGGGAAGGAGAUGAGGAGUCAUUUAUUUAAUCAGAGGGUGGUGAAUCUGUGGAAUUAUGCCACAGAAGGCUGUGGAGGCCAAGUCAAUGGAUGUUUUUAAGGCAGAGAUAGAUAGAUUCUUGAUUAGUACGGGUGUCAGGGGUUAUGUGAAGAAGGCAGGAGAAUGGAGAGAUAGCGAGGAGGGAGAGAUAGAUCAGCCAUGAUUGAAUGGUGGAGUAGACUUGAUGGGCCAAGUGUCCUAAUUCUGCACCUAUCAUUUAUGACCUUAUGAUUCAUAUGAAUUUGCAGUGGUAAUGAAGAAUGUGGCUCUUUGGCAACACAUAUUGGUCAUGGGCUUGUUGCCCAUUAUGUUCUCAUCAUUAGGAGGCUCUAAGCUAGCAACACGGUCUUGUAAAAUUACCCUUUAAUAUCUGCUUUGAAAUAUUUAUAUACUGUAUUAACAGUGCACAUAAAAAUAAUCUAAUGCAGUACAUGUGCAUGAGCUACAGUUUGUUGUUUCAAUCUGCAAUCAAUUAUAAAAAGCAGAUGCAAGAAACAAACACAGACAACAACAAAAAUCAAACGUUUUUGAUUACCAGCCAGGAUUACAAAGCCAUUAGUUAUAGACAAACCACUUUCAAAUUGAAGUUUUUGAAGUUGUUUUCAUAAACCUGUAUUAGUUGACUAAUAAUGUAUUGAAGUGAUUAAUCCAGGAAUUUGAAAAUUCUUAGAUUAACACUUUGCAUUAACACUGGUGAGCCUUCAUGCGGAAGUCUGCAAAUGUGUAAGGUUGCAGCAGAA
Leucoraja erinaceus (little skate) is the source of this 11721-nucleotide messenger RNA. Its product is annotated as actin-binding LIM protein 2-like. The coding region runs from base 1 to 1245 and encodes 414 amino acids. Lineage: Eukaryota; Metazoa; Chordata; Chondrichthyes; Rajiformes; Rajidae. Gene Ontology annotation, molecular function: actin filament binding. The transcript has 16 exons. Gene Ontology annotation, biological process: lamellipodium assembly. Gene Ontology annotation, cellular component: actin cytoskeleton. The record is from RefSeq and is a predicted model, not a curated record.